This is a messenger RNA of Brachypodium distachyon (stiff brome), 1722 nucleotides long. Its product is annotated as probable inorganic phosphate transporter 1-12. The coding region runs from base 1 to 1629 and encodes 542 amino acids. The transcript has a single exon. Gene Ontology annotation, molecular function: phosphate transmembrane transporter activity. Gene Ontology annotation, biological process: phosphate ion transport; transmembrane transport. NCBI's taxonomy places the organism in Eukaryota, Viridiplantae, Streptophyta, Magnoliopsida, Poales, Poaceae. The record is from RefSeq and is a predicted model, not a curated record. Gene Ontology annotation, cellular component: membrane.
AUGGCGACGCAGCAGCUGCAGGUGCUCUCGGCGCUGGACGCGGCCAAGACGCAGUGGUACCACUUCACGGCGAUCGCCGUGGCCGGCAUGGGCUUCUUCACGGACGCCUACGACCUCUUCUGCAUCUCGCUCGUCACCAAGCUGCUGGGCCGCAUCUACUACACGGACGCCUCCAGCCCGAACCCCGGCUCGCUGCCGCCCAACGUGGCCGCCGCCGUCAACGGCGUGGCCCUCUGCGGCACGCUCGCGGGCCAGCUCUUCUUCGGCUGGCUCGGCGACAAGCUCGGCCGGAAGAGCGUCUACGGCAUGACGCUGAUGCUCAUGGUGCUCUGCUCCGUCGGCUCCGGGCUCUCGUUCGGACACACCCCGACCAGCGUCAUGGCCACGCUCUGCUUCUUACGCUUCUGGCUCGGCUUCGGCAUCGGCGGCGACUACCCGCUCUCGGCCACCAUCAUGUCCGAGUACGCCAGCAAGAAGACCCGGGGCGCCUUCAUCGCGGCCGUCUUCGCCAUGCAAGGGUUCGGCAUCCUGGCCGGCGGCAUCGUCACGCUCGGCCUGUCCGCGGCGUUCCGGCACGCGUUCCCGGCGCCCGCGUACCAGGUAAACCCCGCCGCGUCCACCGUGCCACAGGCCGACUAUGUCUGGCGCAUCAUCCUGAUGCUCGGCGCGGCGCCCGCGGUGCUCACGUACUACUGGCGGUUGAAGAUGCCGGAGACGGCGCGGUACACGGCGCUCGUGGCCAGGGACGCCAAGAAGGCCUCUCUAGACAUGUCGAAAGUCCUUCAGACGGAGAUCGAAGCCGAGCCGGAGAAGCUCGAGGACAUGGCGAGACGACGCGGCGGGAACGGCAACGGCUCCUACGGCCUCUUCUCCUCGGCGUUCGCCAAGCGCCACGGCCUGCACCUUCUGGGCACGGCCACGGCGUGGUUCCUGGUGGACGUGGCCUACUACAGCCAGAACCUGUUCCAGAAGGACAUGUUCAGCAGCAUCGGCUGGAUCCCCAAGGCGCGCACCAUGGACGCCUUGGAAGAAGUCUUCAAGAUCUCGCGCGCGCAGACGCUCAUCGCGCUCUGCGGCACGGUCCCGGGCUACUGGUUCACCGUGUUCCUCAUCGACGUCAUCGGCCGCUUCGCCAUCCAGCUGAUCGGCUUCGCCGGCAUGGCGGCGUUCAUGCUGGGCCUGGCCGUGCCGUACCACCACUGGACCACGGCCGGCAACCACGUGGGCUUCGUCGUCAUGUACGCGCUCACGUUCUUCUUCGCCAACUUCGGGCCCAACGCGACUACGUUCAUUGUCCCGGCCGAGAUCUUCCCGGCCAGGCUCCGGUCCACGUGCCACGGUAUCUCUGCCGCGGCAGGAAAGGCCGGCGCCAUCAUCGGCGCGUUCGGGUUCCUCUACGCGGCGCAGUCGCCGGACCCGGCGCACGUGGACGCCGGGUACAGGCCUGGGAUCGGCGUGCAGAAAACGCUGUUUCUGCUCGCGGCGUGCAAUGUUUUGGGAUUCUUCGUCACCUUCCUCGUGCCCGAGUCCAAAGGGAAGUCGCUCGAGGAGAUGUCCGGCGAGGCCGGCGGCGAGGAGGAAGGCAAUAGCGGGAGCGCCAAUGCCGUCCAGGGAGAUCAGAUGGUUUAAUACUUCAGGACGUGACUAACACAUGCAUCUUCAUUUUGCACAUGCGUACAAGCCGAUUGUUUUGGUUUUUUUGUACCGUGACAUUUAGGAAUU